AUGAAGGCCAACAUCGCUGCGAUCGUAGCUCUGUCCUCAGCAGCACUCUUUGCUGCUAGCCCAGCGCAAGCACAAAUCGCAUCGCUUGAUUUUGGCAACGCAGGCGGAGGCGCUCCGAGUCAAGCCGCUGCCUCUGUAGCUAGUCCCGUUGCUCCCUCUUCUCCGUCAUCUACCCCUGCUACUGCGCGCUCCACCUCGGUAGCUGUAUCAGCUAUCACCGCCCCCUCUGGCUCCGAUGCACCAGCGACGAGCACCAUCGCCUCCUCACCUAUCGCCUCGCCAGCUUACGCAGCCGGCACAGUGACCUACGUCCCAGAGCCUCUUCCCACCUCGGCAUCUCGCAUCGAUGUGUCCUCUCUCCCCUCUUCCGUGCCCGCUAUAGCCUCCACUGCUUCGUCUAACUUUACCCUCCCCAACGCAACCGCAACCGCAACCUUCGCUUCCAUCCCCACGCUCCGUUCCAGCCCCUAUCAAAUCGUGUUUGCCAAUACCGACGGCUUGCCUACGAUCAACUACAACCUCGCUAUGAACAAUAGCGAACAGGUCAAGACAGCUCUCUGCGCAUCGCAGAUGCAAUUCUGUUCCACCGCUGGCUGCAACGUCACGGACGCCAAGUUGACCAACUUUUGCGAGACCAAGUACAUGGGGGUCGCGUGUAGCUGCAGCAAGGGCGCAAGUAGGUUGGAGCAGUACCAGUGGCCAGUCAUGUUGGCCGACUGCCAGGGCAGAAACAUCGCUUGUCGAGAUGCAUGUGUCAAACCGGGUCAGAGCGUACAGUCGCAGAACAACUGUUUGGAUACAUGUGCGCAGAAUUACGGUAGCACGUGUGCUAAACCUGGUCAGUACGCUGCCAAUUAUGCUGUGACCAAGGAGGGAAGCAAGCCUAGCUAUGCCAUCGUACAGGGUGGAACAGCGCAGAAUGCUGCGAUGAAGCUAGGUGGUGGAAUGGUGAUUGUCGUUGCUGUGGCUGGUGCAGUUUCGGCACUCGUUAUGGGUGUGUAA
Messenger RNA from Mycosarcoma maydis (corn smut), 1002 nucleotides. RefSeq lists its product as uncharacterized. The transcript has a single exon. The coding region runs from base 1 to 1002 and encodes 333 amino acids. The record is from RefSeq and is a predicted model, not a curated record. NCBI's taxonomy places the organism in Eukaryota, Fungi, Basidiomycota, Ustilaginomycetes, Ustilaginales.